AGAGAAAGGGCCUUAAGCCACAGGUACAGUAUAUUAUUUACACUGAAGGAGCUCUUGUGUGGACAAGAAAGCGCUGACAGGUCAAAUGGAUCCCAUGGAACUGAGAAAUGUCAACAUCGAACCCGAUGAUGAGAGUAGCAGUGGAGAAAGUGUUCAGGACAGCUACACGGCAAUGGGAAAGUCGGAGAAGGCAGCCAUGAGCAGUCAAUUUACUAAUGAAGAUACAGAAAGCCAGAAGUUCCUGACAAAUGGAUUUUUGGGGAAAAAGAAGCUGGCCGAUUACGAUGAUGAGCAUCAUCCUGGAACCACUUCCUUUGGAAUGUCUUCAUUCAACCUGAGUAACGCCAUUAUGGGCAGUGGUAUUUUGGGCUUGUCCUAUGCCAUGGCCAACACAGGCAUCAUCCUUUUUAUAAUCUUGCUGCUUGCAGUGGCAAUAUUAUCACUGUAUUCAGUUCAUCUUUUACUAAAGACAGCCAAGGAAGGAGGGUCUUUAAUUUAUGAGAAAUUAGGUGAAAAGGCAUUUGGAUGGCCUGGUAAAAUCGGAGCCUUUACCUCCAUUACCAUGCAGAAUAUUGGAGCAAUGUCCAGCUACCUCUUUAUCAUUAAAUACGAACUUCCUGAAGUUAUCAGAGCAUUCAUGGGACUUGAAGAAAAUACUGGGGAAUGGUACCUCAACGGCAACUACCUCAUCAUAUUUGUGUCUGUGGGAAUUAUUCUGCCACUCUCUCUUCUGAAAAAUCUAGGUUACCUUGGCUAUACCAGUGGAUUUUCCCUCACCUGCAUGGUGUUUUUUGUUAGCGUGGUGAUUUACAAAAAAUUUCAAAUACCCUGCCCUCUGUCUGUUCUGGAUCACCAUGAUGGAAAUGUGACGUUCAACAAUACCCUCCCAGUACACGUGAUAAUGUUCCCCAAUAACUCUGAGAGCAGUGGCGUGAACUUCAUGAUGGAUUACACGCACCGCAGCCCCUCUGGGCUGGACGAGAAUGAGGCCAAGAACUCUCUCCUCGGCAGUGGUGUUGAGUAUGAAGCCCACAGUGAUGACAAAUGUCAACCCAAAUAUUUCGUAUUCAACUCCCGGACGGCCUAUGCAAUUCCUAUCCUAGCGUUUGCUUUUGUAUGCCACCCUGAGGUCCUUCCCAUCUACAGUGAACUUAAAGACCGAUCCCGAAGGAAGAUGCAAACGGUGUCCAAUAUUUCCAUCACAGGGAUGCUUGUCAUGUACAUGCUGGCUGCCCUGUUUGGUUACCUCACUUUCUAUGGAGAAGUUGAAGAUGAGUUACUGCAUGCAUACAGCAAAGUCUACACCUUUGACACGCCUCUUCUCAUGGUCCGCCUGGCGGUGCUGGUGGCAGUGACGCUCACGGUGCCCAUUGUCCUGUUCCCAAUUCGUACAUCCGUGACCACUCUGUUAUUUCCCAAAAGACCUUUCAGCUGGAUAAGACAUUUCCUGAUUGCAGUCAUAAUUAUCGCACUUAAUAAUGUCCUGGUCAUCCUUGUGCCAACGAUAAAAUACAUUUUUGGAUUCAUAGGGGCUUCUUCGGCCACGAUGCUGAUUUUUAUUCUUCCAGCAGUUUUUUAUCUCAAACUUGUCAAGAAAGAACCUCUUCGAUCACCCCAAAAGGUUGGGGCAUUGAUCUUCCUUGUGACUGGAAUUAUCUUCAUGAUGGGAAGCAUGGCCCUCAUUAUAAUUGACUGGAUCUACAACCCUCCAAAUUCCAAACACCACUAAUCCAAGGAAAAAAAAUAUGUGUCCCUUUUUUUUUCUGUUGGAAAUGUUGGCGAGUUAUACUCCCCAAAAGACAUUUUGACCUACCGUGAUUGGGCCGAUAUUUCAUAGGAACUAGCCAGAAGAUUCCAGAGAUGUUUGCUUAGGAGUGUCACCAGACACCUGCAAAAGUUAAAAUUAAGGUGGUUUUUGUUG
Messenger RNA from Dipodomys spectabilis (banner-tailed kangaroo rat), 1921 nucleotides. RefSeq names its product solute carrier family 38 member 4 (gene Slc38a4). The coding region runs from base 86 to 1729 and encodes 547 amino acids. Lineage: Eukaryota; Metazoa; Chordata; Mammalia; Rodentia; Heteromyidae. The record is from RefSeq and is a predicted model, not a curated record. The transcript is spliced from 15 exons. Gene Ontology annotation, biological process: amino acid transmembrane transport. Gene Ontology annotation, molecular function: amino acid transmembrane transporter activity.